GAACGAUCUACGAUUUUAUACAAAUUUCAAAUAUUGGGGAUUAAAUAAAAAAUUAUGAAAACAAUGGCAAAUCAUUGGAAAUAUAUUGGAUAAGUUUUUAUCGAUUCCAAUGUUUUCAAAAAAAAUACUUCAGUAUUUGAGAUCAUGAGUCAAUUGAAGCUAGACCACCAUGAAAAACCUGGAAACACUGGACGGCCGUUUCAUCCUAUUGUGGGACUCCUCAUCAGUGCGUAUCCACAAUCCCACACAUGGUACUCAAACCUAGAAUCUAUCAGUCUCGCACGCGAACGCUCAACCAUUAAACCACUGAGCCGGCAUCCGACGGUAUUGAUAUCUAACUUGAACUAAUCCACGAAAUUGAGCAACACAUCCACCAUUGUCAUCAAAACAGACUAUGAGGAACCAGAAAGUCAUAUUGUUCGACAUAAACCUGUUGGUAUUAAAACAUUGUUAAGGAAAACAAGAUUCUCAAGAAAAGAAUUACAAAUUAUGUAUCAAGGAUUUAAACAAGAAUGUCCAGCUGGUACACUUAAUGAAGAUUCAUUUAAAGAUAUCUACUGUAAAUUUUUCCCUCAAGGAGAUGCAACUGUAUACGCUCAGUUAGUAUUCAGAUCAUUUGAUCAAGAUCGUAAUGGAACUUUAACAUUUGAACAAUAUAUUCAAUGUUUAUCGUGUUUAAUGCAUGGUACACAAAAUGACAAAUUACGUUGGGCAUUUCGCCUGUAUGAUAUUAAUGGUGAUGGUUAUGUGACUAAAGGUGAAAUGCUUAAAGUUGUCAAUGCAAUUUAUGAUUUAUUGGGAAGAAAUACAGAACCGCCAAUUAAUGAGUCGACCACAGCUAAUCAUGUAGAAAGAGUAUUUCAAAGAUUAGAUUUAAAUCAAGAUGGUGUAAUAAGUUAUGAAGAAUUUUUACAGGCGUGUACUUAUGAUCAGACUGUUUGUGAUGCCCUUGAUAAACUUACAACUAUUUUAUAA
This is a messenger RNA of Schistosoma mattheei, 975 nucleotides long. The record is from the annotation of a GenBank genome assembly. NCBI's taxonomy places the organism in Eukaryota, Metazoa, Platyhelminthes, Trematoda, Strigeidida, Schistosomatidae.